AUUCGGAGACUGCGCGUCUCCAGUGCUACGCGGGCAACUAUUCCGUUCAGACGUAUUUGCCGUGUGUUGUGCGUACAAUUCGGCGCGCGGUAUUCGAACUACAUUACCUACAAAGUUAAACACCGUUAUCUCCUUAACCUAGUUCUACGUGCUGCAAAUGUGAUUUAUUAAAAAAACGGUAGGAGGUAUGCGGGCUCCGAAGGUACCCGCUACCUUGCUACUGUUGCUAUUUGCAAUAGAAGCACUUGAUGCUAACAGAAGAAAAACAAAAGAGAAAAUACUACCAGCGACCAUAAACAUAUGUGACAUCAGCGAUCGAGACUCCAAAGUACAUUGCUACUGCGAGUUCAGUCAAGAGAUCAACGAAGCUGUAAAGACAGAAUGCUGGGUCUUCAAUGGAGGGAUAGAAAGAACGGACCCACUAUGGGCAAGCUUCACAUCCCAAUCCAAUAUAGAAACCCUAGCCUUCAAUGUAAGAGCAGAUGGAGGACUGGACUUUGUACCAUCAAAAGUCCUAAGAUACUUGAGAAAGGUUAAACACUUCAGUAUCAAAUACAGCUCAAUACACAAAAUAGAGAGCUACACAUUCGUCAACGUAACAUCUGUACAAGAAAUGACACUAACUAAGAAUCAAAUAGUCUAUCUUGGCAAACAUUCGUUUUAUAAUUUGCCAAAUUUAACGAUACUCACUUUAGAUGAGAACAGAAUAGUUGAACUAGAAACUGAAGUGUUCUACGAGCUACCGGCACUUCAGAAAUUAUAUCUUACUAGUAAUAACAUUACCGUCAUUCACGACGGCGCGUUCAAACAUCUAGUUAACUUAAUUGACUUAGAACUCGAUAGAAAUAAUAUAAGCGAUCUCAAGAAGGAGUGCUUUUAUGGACUUGCAAAUCUAAAGCGAUUAGAUUUAAGAAGAAACAAAUUAUCCAAACUAAAUUCAUUUACAUUUACUGAAUUGUGGAAUCUUCAGACAUUGUUGCUAGAUUAUAAUGAAAUUUAUAUUUUGGCCCAAAGGACGUUUGAUGGAUUAUCGCAAUUAAGGAAGUUGAGUUUAAGUCAUAACAAACUUGUAACUUUGGCCAGCAGCCUAUUCGAAGGGGUCAGGGGACUGGCCGCAUUAGAUCUAAGGCAUAACAAAUUAAAGAGGUUCACGUUCGAGAACCUCCACCCGAUCUACGACAACAUGAAGAAUCAAAACAGCUACAUUUACUUGGAAGGCAACGAAUUCCCGUGCGACUGUCAUCUCGCAUGGAUGCAUAAGCUUCGUCACGAGGCCAAAAGCGUCAAAGUACGAACAUCUCUCGAAAAUUUCAUUUGCAAAUUCAACGUGGAGCCUUCGUUAAAUUCACACUUUACUUAUUUCGAAAGGAGCGUUAUCGGAUCAAACAAUUUGUACGAUAGCGAUGACAAAAGUCAAAUAAGAGAUUAUUCGGAUAAUCCGGAUGAUUUUUUUCAAGACGAAACAGACGACGCUUACGUUGAUGAACCAAAAGCUGUUAAGGGUGAAAAUGAGAGGACAUUACUUCAGAUCCCAGUGGAAACGUUGCCAUGCCCGCAGGACGUUAAAAGUGUGACGGACAGGACGUACACCUACCCGUCACAGAAUGAGGCGAAAGAUUACAGGAACUUAAUCCAAUCUUCUAAAACGACAUCGAUCGGCUCAAACGUUCCCGUCUUUCUGUCAGCUUUUAUGGUAUUAAUAUGGACCACGCAACUGUAAAUACUAACCGAAUGGAGACGUAUAUAAUACUAUGUUUACUUUGUUCUUCUUAAAGGAAUAUUAAAAUUCUUGUUUACUAAGCUCCAUUAUUUUUCAUGAAACAUUCAUAUUGUAUGAGUACUAAGAAUGUAAAUAAAACUCAACCAGAAACUAAAAUGAGCAUCCUUAUGUAAAUACAUUCGCUUCUUGAAUUCAAAAGACCUUAUGAAAGUGUAAAUAGUAAUAUAAUUCUAUGUAAAAAAUGUGAUAUAAACUAUAAGUAUAAUUACGAUAGGCAAUUUGUCUUGGAAAAUGAAAUUUUAUCGUAGGAUACUUUUCUAAAAGAAAACUUGGAUUUUUCUCAUCAUGAAACUUGAUUUAUAUUGUUGCGAAUCUAUUGAGGAACUUUAUGUAAAUAUUUGAGAUAUUCAUAUAAUAAAAUAAAAUCAGUUGUAUAUAAUACAAGUUAUAAGUACAUAAUAAUAUUAAGAGGAAUGUGAAUUUGGAUGUAUUAUGUAAAAAUUAUAAUGAUAAGAUGUCUUUUGCCAAUGUCACUGUAUUGAUAGAAGAUUCACUUGAUGAUAAUGGACGAGACAAGAGAUGGAUGUAUGUUUUGGAACUUGGAGCCUGAUUGAAAGAAAGCGUUGUGUUUAAGUUCUUUACAACGUUGCAGAUAAACUUAUGAAUCUUGCUGAUGCUGUUGUUGGGCGUGGUAGACAUUUACAGAGUACAUUUCUGUCUUAUUAUAAUUAUGUUUGACAAUCAUGCUCACCUACGUAAAUAAUCUUUGAGUCUUCAAAUAAGUCCAAGUAAUGUUCCAAAAUCAACUAAUAUUACAGCUUGGUUCUAUGUGGCUGAAACCUAUCCACCAGACUCUUUUACAUAUUUAGAUUUAUCACCAAGAAUGUUUACAUAAUUUUAUCGACAACUUAUUCACACUAUACAACAAGUCUUUUGUGGUGACUGAAUGUACAGGAUGAAUAAAAAUGUAAAUUAUCAUCACACUUCAAUAGUUCCAUUAUUUGCGCGGUGAACGAUGUAUGCAUAAAACCUAGUAAUAUGGAGAUAAUGUACUAACCUUCACGGUCUACUUGAACACAGGAUACCUAAGAGGCGAUUCAAGUGACAUUUAAAAGAACCUUUAUGGAAUCUUUUGUAGGUCAUGUGGGCAGUAACUGGUUUGAAAAUCGUUACCCCAUAUAAAGAUAAAAUAAAUAAAAAGUACCUCGAUGGCACAAAAGGUACACCCGAGCACAUUUGAAGGGUAAAUUGAAUCAGUAAAAUAGGGUCACGUCCAUUAUCAAGUGAACAUUUAUUUCCUCCAUUUAAAACUAUUUUGUUUUGUAGCUCAAGCAUUUUGUGGGUAAACAUCCCAGCACUGACCGCAAACAUAGCAUUUAAUUGAAUCACUACAUACAACUCUGAGGUUGUGUUAAUAUUAGAUAUUCAGUUAAUGCACAAACAAUCCUAAAUGCUAAUGUUUCAAUCAAAUUGUUUAGAGGUAAAUUAAACUAUUUAUGAACUAAUUUUACCACAAAUGUUUAUAUUUGAUUUGUAUAAUUUUCAUCACGAUUUAUAAUAGGGAUGUUGACGAGGUAUGAAAAUUUUGUCAAUUAGGUAAUGAAAAAUUAUUGGACACGUAUUCUUUAUUUUGUCAUAUACGAUACAAAUACUUAAGUAAACCGAAUCAAAGUUUAGGAGUUGGAACAAAUACGUCAUUAAAUUUCUACGUAUCAAAUGUACCUAGUAGUGACGUCAUGCAAUAUUUCAAAUCGAAAGUAUUUGAAUUCUUAAAAAAAUAAAAAAUACGUGUCUAAUAUUGUAAAAUCCAAGUGUUUUUUAAGGGGGAGUAAAUCCUAGUUUGGAGCAAGAUUAAAAAAAAAAGAAAAAUAGAUUUAUCUGGAUUCAAAGUUACAUCAGCAAGGGUAUACAUAAAAAAAUCGUUAAAUACCAUUCAUUGAGACAGUAACAGUUCUUUGGACGAACGCCAAUAGGAUACAGAUAGUAUCGAAUAAGUGAAAAAUAACUGCUUUUAAGAAUUUUCUCGAUACAUUUUGUUAAAAUAUAACGCUAUAUUUUUCUUAGCGCUUAAAACUGGGUAAAGCUUUCUUAUAUUAAGUUUUUCUUACAUUACGUUUGUCUUUAUUACAUUUAUAAGGUUGACGUUACCUAUUAAUUAUGAUCCCAAUGCAAAAACAGUAAUCGAAAACUGAAAUAAUGUAUACAUUUUGAACAUAAGAACACUGAGUAAGAUAUGUUACCAAAUGUAAUAUUGCCUAAAAAAGGGUUGGUUCCAAGAAUCAUCAUCAUCAUCAUCAUCAGCCGAGAGACGUCCACUACUGAACAAAGGCCCCCUUAGUUAGGGGAAUAGGGAAUCAUAGGCCAGUAUAGAAUAAACUAAACAUCUUCUUAUGUAUAGUUUUCAGCAAUGUAUUUCAGUUCAGCCGACCGAAUGCAACUUACACCCAAACCAUGAACUAUCAUUUAAGUAAACACACUUUGUUUACUAUAUUUAUAAUUAUUUGUUCGAAUUUGUGGUAAAAUUAGUACCAACGAAAUUUUCUAGUGAAUUCAACAUUUCAUACAAAUGUAAAAUCUAAAUAAACUAUCACAUUUUUUGUGUAUUUUGUAUGUUCACGUAAAUAUUAUAAGUUAAGUUAGGUUACUCAAUGUAAAUAGGUAAUUCUUUGUAAAGUAAUUUAUUAAUUAAUCAUUUAUAAUUUCAUUAAAGGUUGAUGUUGGAAAUGUC
Spodoptera frugiperda (fall armyworm) is the source of this 4448-nucleotide messenger RNA. Its product is annotated as connectin-like. The record is from RefSeq and is a predicted model, not a curated record. Gene Ontology annotation, molecular function: protein binding. The transcript has 3 exons. Lineage: Eukaryota; Metazoa; Arthropoda; Insecta; Lepidoptera; Noctuidae. The coding region runs from base 188 to 1720 and encodes 510 amino acids.